Messenger RNA from Notothenia coriiceps (black rockcod), 3692 nucleotides. RefSeq names its product jumonji domain containing 6, arginine demethylase and lysine hydroxylase (gene jmjd6). The transcript has 4 exons. Gene Ontology annotation, molecular function: P-TEFb complex binding; histone H4R3 demethylase activity. Gene Ontology annotation, cellular component: cytoplasm; nucleus. Gene Ontology annotation, biological process: phagocytosis. The record is from RefSeq and is a predicted model, not a curated record. NCBI's taxonomy places the organism in Eukaryota, Metazoa, Chordata, Actinopteri, Perciformes, Nototheniidae. The coding region runs from base 111 to 848 and encodes 245 amino acids.
UGCAGUCUCUUUUCUUCUUUCCUUUUCACAUUUUUCAUCCAGCUCACGGAAAAGAGAUUAGGAGAAGGACGUGAUUUAUAAUUAGUUUUGCUUCCUAUUCGAGCGGAGCCAUGAUGUUACCGCUAACGGGGUUUGUCCUCUGGUCCCCUCACAGGUGGUUUGUAAUGGGCCCCGCUCGCUCCGGCACUGGCAUCCACAUCGACCCACUGGGCACCAGUGCCUGGAACGCCCUGGUUCAGGGACACAAGAGGUGGUGUCUGUUCCCCACCAACACGCCCCGUGAGCUGAUCAAGGUGACCCGAGAGGAAGGGGGCAACCAGCAGGACGAGGCUAUCACCUGGUUCAACGUGGUGUAUCCCCGGACGCAGCAGCCCAGCUGGCCUCCAGAGUUCACACCGCUGGAGAUCCUCCAGAGACCCGGGGAGACCGUUUUUGUGCCUGGCGGGUGGUGGCACGUAGUCCUCAACAUGGAUACGACCAUCGCCAUCACUCAGAACUUCGCCAGCACGACCAACUUCCCCAUCGUGUGGCACAAAACCGUCAGGGGGCGACCCAAACUCUCUAGGAAGUGGUACCGGAUCUUGAAGCAGGAGCGCCCCGACAUGGCAGUGCUGGCGGACAAAGUGGACCUGCAGGAGUCGACCGGCAUCGCCUCAGACAGCUCCAGUGACUCGUCUUCAUCGUCCUCCUCCAGCUCCUCUGACUCCGACUCUGAUGCCGCCUCGGGCUCCGAGGGCGACCCCGUGUCCCAUCGCAAGAAGAAGAGACGCACCUGCGGCACCGUGGCCAACGGAGACACCAGCAGCAAGGACGACUGCGUCAGCAAGGAGAGGAGCUCAUCGCGGUGACCUCCGACCUCUGUCACACACACACACACAGAAAAAGCUGCUUCCUUUGUUGUUUUAGGUCUGAAGCGAAGGAGACCUGUCACCACUGUGCUUUCAAUCAAUGUUUGUGUCUGUACAGAGAGAUUAUCUGCAGUAAACACUCUGGGGAAGGUUAGGAGCGUGACACACGGUUUUAAAAGUCUCCCAGCUGCUCUCUCAUGUGAGAAAUAAAGGGACGAGAACAUUUCUGUAACUGUAAAACAUGACAUCCAUCCACCAGAGGAGAGAAAACACACUUCCUUUAAGAAAAAUAAAUAUCAACAUUUCUGAAGUGUUUGAUAAUCAAUAGUUAUGUGGAUAUGAGGGAGUGGAUAAAGGCAAAUAAUGAUUGGUAAAUUCAGAAAUGUUAAUCUAAAUAAAAUAAUUCAGCUUUACAACAAUGAAAAGACCCCACUUAUAUUACAAUAUCCAAAAUAUAAAACAAUAUCUAAUCUCAUAUCACAUUAUUGAUAUUUUGCCAAGCCCUCUUAUGGACCAACUUCACAAACACACAUUUCAGUACACCAUAUUAAAGGCCAACUUUAACCUGGACUCUAUUUCCCAGUGUUUAGGUGAGUUACGGGGACAGUUUUGAGUGGGAGCGCUGCAGCUGCUAAAGGCGCAAACCUUUAUCAAUAAAUAUCCUCUAAAGCUGCAUUUCUCCCACACGGUACGGCUUCACUCACAGAACUUCUUUUUCACUUGAAGAUUGUACAUCCUUAGUCAAGGCAUGUUUGCCAGCUGCAUUAAAUACAAUUACCUGUUUGUUACCUGUGAUGCACUAACGACGGUUCUCUCAGACCAACCAGUCGUCUGUGGAAUCUUUUACGUGACUAUUUAGAGAAAACAUACAAAUAAGUCUAGUGAGUCGCUCCAUGCAGUGGAAAUGGUUCUUUAAUGUGUUGGUUUUACCCCCCGACACACUCAUAUUGUUACUAUACAUGUCUAAUAUCAUUAUGAAAAGGAGCCUACAAAAAAAUGUACUUACUUUUUCUUUUUACUUGAUCCAAGUAAAAAAAACUCGUAAAAUUACCUGAGAUUCCCAACAAGACUGUUUCUUGAGAAAUUAGGGUCCAUUUUGAAAAUCCUAGAGAAUAUUGUGAUAUGAGAAGCAGAGUUUGGCUGUUAGCCAAUCACGUUAUCACUGGGAAACUAGAGACUCGCUAAAGCAAAACAAAAAAAAAGCACUUCUCUAAAUGCUGUUUGUGCGUAUAACUGGUGGUUUUUCCUUAGAAUGGUUGGAGUUUGUGUCGCUCCUCUACCCGCCUUGGUGAUUAACCUUCACAUUGAGAAGUGUGAUUCAGUCAGCCAGCCUUAAAGAAAUGAAACGUUUAAAGGAAAUGUGCGCAUGUAAGAAUGGUUAAUUCUGUAUGAAAUACAGCAGAGAAACGGCUAAUUGAAAACGUUUCUGCCAUCUUCAUGUUCUGCCUGCUUUGUGCCAAAAUGCUGCAGAUGGGAGAAACUGUCGCUAAAUGUUGAGGCUAAUCGUUUUUAUGGAGUCGCAAAAAAAAAUCAGCAGAGGGCACUACGUUAACUGCUGUGUUUUGUUUUAGUUUAUCAAUCAGUUUGUGCAUCUUGUUAAGAAUAGAAGAAGAAGCUAACUAAUUGAUGAUGCAGAUUCAACACCACAUCCAAUAUCAACAAAUAAAUAAUUUGAUGUAUUGAUUAGCUGUUGAUUAGAGCUGAAACGUUAGUCAACAGACAUAAAAUUUAUUAGCAACAAUCAAUUAAUUGCUUUGGAUUACUCUAAGGCAAAUAUGGCAAAACGCAUCUCGGUCUGCUUCUAAAAUGGGACUAUUUAUCGAUUUCCUUCUCUUCUAUGGUGGCAAACUGAAUCUCUUAGUUGAGGACUACAAACAAGACAUUUAAGAUGUCACCUGGACCUCUUGGAACACAUUUCUUUUUAUAACUGCUGCCUUUCUACAUAAACAAGAUUAUAAAUAAAAUCAUCAGCUUUGAAAGCCAAUACCUGCUGAGAUUGAGUUCAUCAAGUCAUUAUUAUGUAAGAAGCAAGCAGAGAAGGUUAAAUAGUUUACUGAAAGUGUUUAUGAAUUGUUUCAACAUGCAUGUUCUGUCUCCUAAACUAAAGCCACGGGGGGGGGAAAUAAACAAAAACAGUCUAAACAUGUAGAAUUCCUGUUUUGUUUAAAAAAGUCUAUCAAAGAUACUGCAUUCAUGCCCACUUUUAUAUGAUUAAUAAUGUUAAAUAACGUGCAGUUCAAAUCCGUUUCACACAACAUGUAGGAAAGACUAAGCAAGCCACACACCAUCGAGAAAAAAAAGCAGUCGAUUAAUACAAAAUGCUGAAAAUAGUCAGGUUGCAGAAUUAUUUAAAGAAAACAUCUUGAUUUGUUAUUAAACAUCAGAAAACAGUUAACGUCUUUAAAUGUCUUUUCCGCAACACCCAAACAUUCAGUUUACUGAGAUUUGAACUGUUUUUUGCUUGAAAAAUGACUUGGUUUUGUGAACAGUUUCUGAUUAAAAAAAAAUCUCUUGAUCCACGCCUGGAAUCUACGCUUGAGUGAAACGUUUGAAGCUUUUCUACAAAUCCUUUAAAAAGAGCUGUAAAAUGUUGCUGUAGACUAAAGUGCCUCUAAAGAAAAUGUGUAAGUUUGUCUGUCUGUCUGUUGGGAGGUUUCUGUUUUUUAUUUGUUUUUAAACUAAUGUGAAGGCACCGUGUUGGUCCCUGAGGUCGCUCACAUGGUGCCUUUAGGUUCUCUGAAUCCUGUCUGCAAUGUUAAUAAAGUAAAUCUGAGGAGCUCAGAUAGACCUUGAGGUGAUAAAUGUAAUUUCUUUCGUCAAUAAACUAUUUUCUAUGACUCGAAA